Molecule: messenger RNA, 1457 nt
Organism: Fopius arisanus
Lineage: Eukaryota; Metazoa; Arthropoda; Insecta; Hymenoptera; Braconidae
Product: ketohexokinase-like
Exons: 4
Coding region: 236-1348 (370 amino acids)
Biological process (GO): fructose metabolic process
Molecular function (GO): ketohexokinase activity
Source: RefSeq, a predicted model, not a curated record
CAUAUUAAAUCAUAUUUCCAUUUUUUUUCUUUCCAUUUUUUCCAAAAUUUUUCUUCCAAUGGAACGAUGACGUUCCUCCCACAAAAUAUUGUUGUGAUACUGAACAGUGAAAGGCCGGGGCAGUUGGCGAUAAAAAACUACAAUCAGCUAAUUAUAUAUACGAUUAUAUAUUACGCACAAAUGACAAGUGAUUAUCAAAGCCCAUUUUUACUUGUGGGAAAUUAAGGUUAGAGUUAUGAUUUCGAGUUUUUACGAGAGAAUUGUCGGUGGAUCACCUCCACCUGAAGCAAAUAAACAAAAAAUUUUGUGCGCUGGUUUGGUGUGCCUCGAUAUUGUUCAAACAGUUCAAAGUUUUCCUGUUGAGGACUCAGACACUAGGUGCUUAGACUACCGGUGGCAACUCGGGGGCAAUUCAGCGAAUAAUUGUACUGUUCUAUCUCUUCUUGGCAGUUCAACUGAAUUUUUUGGAGUACUCGGAGAAGAUUAUCAAUUUCGUUUUCUUCAGGAUGACUUGCGAAAACACGGAAUUGAUUUCUCACAUUGUCCCAAGGCUGACGGAAUAGGGUGUCCCACGUCUACAGUCAUUCUCAGUUCCAACUCUGGGUCACGAACUAUUGUCCAUUAUAAUCCAAAUUUUCCAGAAUUGAAACUGGAGGACUUUGAGAAAUUAAAUUUGGAGGAUUACAGCUGGAUUAAUUUUGAGGGCAGAAAUAUCUCAAGAGUUCUUACAAUGAUGCAGCACGUAGAGACUUACAACGAUUCCCUGAAGGAGGGAGGAUCAGACCGUUCACCAGUGACAAUCAGCGUUGAGUUGGAGAAGACAAGUUCGGAAUUAUUAGACCUUCUUCCUUACGCCGAUGUUGCAUUCGUGUCAAAGGACUUUGCUCGCAGUCGAGGGCAUCACAACAUGAGUGAAGCCAUUCGGAGUAUUGCCCAAGAUAUAAAAUCUGGGGCAACAAUUGUGUGUGCCUGGGGCGACAGGGGAGCCAUGGCAAGAACUCGUGACGGUACGAUUGUUCAAUCUCCAGCUUUUCCCCCUCAAAAAAUUGUCGACACGCUAGGAGCUGGAGACACAUUUGUAGCAGCAACUAUUCACUAUCUAAAUAAGGUAAAACAUCAGAGUGAAAAUAAUUUAAAUAAAUCGGCCACGAGUGAUCAAGGGAAUCAAUCAGAGGGGGAAGUAACUAAAAACAAAAAUAUUGAGAGUCUCCAGUGCAGCAAAACUGCAUUUAUAGAUCAAUCAGCUUUGCAAUCAGCAAUAACUUUUGGCUGUCAGACUGCUGGUAUCAAAAUAGGGUUCAACGGAUACGAGGACUUACGCCGGACAAGUACGAAAAUCUGUGGAUGAAAUCUCUGUUAUGGGUGAAAAUUGAUGUCCUGAUUGAAUUGUUACCUUUAUGUUAUCUAAAUUCAUAUAUUUUUUGAUACAAUAAAUUUUAUAACGUCAUUAAAAACCA